UAUGAAUAUUAAUCACCUUAACCACGUGUCGCUGUCCUUUUAUUUUUCAUGUUAUGGUUUUUUUAUUCGACCAAUCUCUUUACUAAAAGUCCUCGUUUAGCAGUUGUUUUAUUCCAUUCUGGUCCUGGGCUCUGUUAUAAAAAGUCAGUCGCGAUGAGUAAGAAGAGUAAAGGGGCAGCGGCCGAGGGUCCUCCUCCAUUGCUGGGAAGAGUCGGCACCUCGUUAAAGGUUGGGAUAGUCGGUCUGCCUAAUGUGGGGAAAUCGACUUUCUUUAAUGUAUUAACAAAAAGUGGUGCACCUGCUGAGAACUUCCCAUUUUGUACCAUUGACCCUAAUGAAAGUCGUGUAGCUGUACCUGAUGAGAGAUUCAAUCAUUUGUGCGAGAGUUUCAAGCCGGCUAGUAAGGUCCCUGCGUUUCUACACGUUGUUGAUAUUGCUGGUUUAGUUAGAGGUGCUCACGAAGGACAGGGGCUGGGUAAUGCAUUCUUGUCUCACAUAAGUGCUUGCGAUGCUAUUUUCCACUGCAUAAGAUGCUUUGAUGAUGAGGAUGUGACACAUGUUGAUGGCGACAUUAAUCCUGUCCGUGACCUUGAGACCAUCAGUCAAGAGCUGAGACUAAAAGAUGAACAAUUUGUUUCUCAGAGAAUCAGUCAGCUGGAAAAGGUAGCCGUCAGAGGAGGAGAUAAAAGCAAGAAGCCAGAAUAUGACCUAUUGUGUAAGGUUCAAUCAUUACUAGUGGAUGACAAGAAAAGUGUUAGAUUUGGUACAUGGAAUGCAGCUGAUAUUGAAUUGCUUAACAAGCACCUGUUUCUCACAGCAAAGCCAGUAGUCUAUCUUAUCAACUUAUCUGAGAAGGACUACACUAGAAAGAAGAACAAAUGGUUGAAGGACAUUAAGGAAUGGAUUGAUGCUCAUGAUGCUGGUGCUAUUGUUAUUCCCUUUAGCGGAGUCUUUGAACAGAAGUUGCUUGAUAUGCCUGAAGAUGAAGCUGCUAGAUAUUGCACUGAAAAUAAAGUCACAAGCUCCCUGCCCAAGAUUAUAGUUAAUGGAUACAAGGCACUCAAUCUUCAAUAUUUCUUCACAUCUGGCCCUGAUGAAGUCCGUGCAUGGACAGUACAGAAAGGUACCAAGGCACCUCAGGCUGCUGGAAGAAUACACACUGACUUUGAGAAAGGUUUUAUUAUGGCAGAGGUAAUGAAGUAUGAAGAUUACAAGGAACUUGGAUCAGAGAGUGCUGUGAAGGCUGCUGGAAAGUACAGGCAGCAAGGACGGAAUUAUAUUGUUGAGGAUGGCGAUAUUAUUUUAUUUAAAUUCAAUGCUGGUGCUGGACUGACUGCUGGCAAGAAAAAAUGAUUCUCAGUAUUAAUUAAUUUUGUCAUUUUUAUUAAUUAAAAAAAUAUCAAUUGAUAUUAAAUAAUAA
Amphimedon queenslandica is the source of this 1420-nucleotide messenger RNA. Its product is annotated as obg-like ATPase 1. Gene Ontology annotation, molecular function: GTP binding; ATP hydrolysis activity; ATP binding. Lineage: Eukaryota; Metazoa; Porifera; Demospongiae; Haplosclerida; Niphatidae. The transcript is spliced from 14 exons. The record is from RefSeq and is a predicted model, not a curated record. The coding region runs from base 49 to 1353 and encodes 434 amino acids. Gene Ontology annotation, cellular component: cytoplasm.